CAAAAGUGUCAGUCAGUGUGUGUGUGUCACGUAGACGAGCCACCAUACCGCAUGGUGGUAGUAUAUUAUUACAAAAAUCAGGGAUUAAAAAAUGAUCUAAUUGUGCAUCGUCUUUUUAAGAAGCGUCCUCAGUUUAUCGAGGAGUGUCUACACUCGCUGAAACGAGUAGAAUUGGUUUUUUUGGAUCAGUGAGAUUAGGUGAACCUAGUUGUUGUGCAAUCGCACUAACUCAGGUGUCGAGUCAAAUUUAACUGCAAUAGUAGUCGCGAUUAAAAAAGAAAAAAAAAAUGAAGUGGUCACCAGGAGCUCUUUUUUGCGAACAAGUUGGUGAAUUGACACGUGUAUUUUCACAAUGGAAUGAAUGUGAACAAACAGUCGUUCUCUACGCUCUUUUACGUCGAAUUCCAGCGGUUCAAGCACGAUUUCUUGCACACGCUGUGCAACAUUCACUUCAUUCUGUUACGGAACUUGAUUCACAAGAAUUAAAUGCAAAUAAUCCAGCUUUUGUCAAUUCAUUGCUCUCGGAAUCUACGGAAGUUGCUAUUAAUCAAUUGCUCUCACAUCUUCCUUUACUGAGACCCGGAAAUGUUGAAUGUAAACAGUGUUAUCUGGUUGCUAUUCCUGAAUUGGUUAGUCACUGCGUUACAACUGGACAAUUUACUGAACAAACACAACAACUUUUGAGUUAUACACUUAUUCAUCCGGCAAUUACCAGUAAUGAUAGGCGAUCUUUGUCACAAUGGCUUAGACAUCUUGAGGAGAGAAUCAGCGGGACACCACCUAUUCAUAAUUUGGAGGAAUACACCAAUAGUUCAUCCAGAUGGGAUGCCGGAUGGCAACGAAAUGUGAAGCAACAAACGGAGCAAACGAAUUUGUUCAAUUCACAGCCUGGGACAACUUUUAAUUCACAACUUUUGCCACCAGUGUCUCGUCAACGUCGAUCAAAUAGUUUGACACCUCCUUUUGCUCCUCCACAUCAUCCGGAGAUCAUUGAUCGAAGUAACAAUACUAAUAACACUACCAGACACAAGACCAGAAGUUUCAGUGUUUCUGGAGAUCAUACGACUUCUGCUUUGAUAGGACUAGGACCUCUGAGUCCACAAAGUUCGUGUACAAGUAGUGGAAGCGAAGGACGUUUAGAUGAAGCUUCAACACGGCCUCUGUCCAGUGGAAUGAGAGAUGUACCCGGAUGGUUAAAAACACUUCGUUUGCAUAAGUACAGUUAUUUAUUUGCAACAUUGAGCUACGGUGAAAUGUUACAAUUAACGGAGGAACGUUUAGCGGAACAAGGUGUGACAAAGGGUGCACGACAUAAGCUGGCACUUUCCAUCACUAAAUUGCAACAAAGAUAUACGACACUUCUCAAUUUGGAAAAGAAUCUAUUGCAACCGACGCGCGAUGGAAAUCAACCAGCUUCAUUUGCUCAGGGCUCGUCACUUUUAGUUAAUACACUUGAUGAGCUUAAAAAUAUUUUAACCACUCCAUUGAAACCGAGUCAAGAGAAUGAUCCACAAGAUAUACCUUCUCAAUUUACAAAAGUUCUUGGGAAAUUGUGCAGUAGACUUGCUUUAGAUAGUGUGGACGAUGGAAUUCUUUGCACGUGCAUCAAUGUUUUGGAGAAAGUUUUAUUACACGAUUGCUUUACGCCAAAUCAAAAAGAAAAAGUUCAACAGUGGCGCAGUCGUCUUGGCAAUCCUAGACCAACUCCAAAAUGGCAACACAAUUAUCCAUACAAUAAUAGACGAUAUUGCUGCAUUCAACAACAGAAUCAUCAAAAUAGAAAACCAAGUUUGAAUUCGAGUCAUGUGUCAAGUGUUAAUCUACAUAAUAACUCAUUCCUCAACAGCCCGCACAGAAAUAGUAUAUCAACACCAUAUUUGCAGAGUAACCAAAGUCCAAACAAUACACAAAACAGCUUAAGACCAAUGCACUCAGCUGAAAAGCGACCCAGCUUACAGGAAAAUAGUUUGGAGCAAUUACAAAGAACUUUACAACGUACAUACUCUGCACCAAGGGAUCAUUUUCUUGGCCAAUCGAGUAUUACAUCAGAGACGACUGAACCUGAAAUAAACUCUCAGCUAGAAUCUUUAUGCUUACGAAUGACCGAGCAAGCUAUUGGAGGUUUUGGUGAGGCCUAAAUCUCAAAAAUUAUUCUUAUUUGUUUUAUUUUUUUUUGAAAAGUCAAUAUCGCAUAUUAAAUUAUAUACACGUUGCUGAACUUUGAGUUCAGUAAGAAAUUUCUUUAAGUCCUUUGACUAACUCACUUUUUAUUUCGAAAUAUUGGUAAAAAAAAAAAAAAAAAAAAAAAUUUGACUAGAGAAGGCGUUUAUAAAACGUUUUUCUUUAAUACAUGUAAUGUUUAAUGCGAUGACACGAAAGAAAAAGGUGAUUGUAUUUUUUUUUAUUGUUUUUUUUUUUUUUUAAUCAUUUAUGAUCAUAUAUGAUCAGUCAUUUGCGUAUACAUAUAACGUAUUUUAUUUACGCUCAGUAAAAUAUAUUUAUGAACCGACAGAAUUUGGCAAGCCAAAUGAUAAUAGGUAGAUGGAUUAUAAUUUCCUAUUUACUGGGUUUUACAAUUUAUGUAUGUAGUAGAGAAAAAAUUUCUCUUCGACCGCAGUGCGCCGCGAAUAAUGAAUAAUUUAUUUACAAAAAAAAAAAAAAGAAAGGAAAAAAGAAAAAAAAAAGAAAUAUUGAAAAAAAUCACAAAUUGGGAAAUGAAAUUUGUUUUUAACGUUAACAAUGUUCAGAUUACAUUAUACAAUUUAAAUCUAUCGACAGUUGAACUGGACGGUAGUCAAUGACUAUUACGAAUAAUAUAAAUAAUAAAUCUUUAUAAUUUUUUUUUUUUUUAUUUUCUAUUUUCUUAAUACUUAAGAUUCAUAAUAUUGGACGAAGUUUUUUUUACAAUUUAUAUUGUUUACUAUACAUAUAUAUAUUAUAUACAUAUUUCACUCUUAAUUCUUCAUUUCUCAAUUUGAAAUGAAUUUAUUAUUCUAAUUUUAAAUUUGAUUGCAAGCCACGAAUGUCGUUGUAUACCUGAUUUUUGAUUAAUUGCCGGUAAAUAGGUAAAUAAUCAAAGAAAAAAAAAAAACAAAAAUGACGUAUAACGAUAUUCGCGUCGUAUAUUUAUUUAUUUUUUUUUUUUUAAUAAAAUUUUAGGAUAUUAAGUGAAACAUGCAUAAUUUGCUCAAUUCAAUUAGAAAUUUUUAUGAAAAUAAAAAAUGUUGAUAUUUGUUUAGAAUUGAGAUGUUUGGCUGCGUUCUUUUUUUAUUGGACAUUAAAAAAAAAAGUGAUCUCUUUUACGUGAGAAAGAAAACUUGCGACUGAUUAAAAAAAAAAAGCUUUUUAUUGCACUUUAUUGAUUUUAAGAUUUUCGUCGUGUACUGCGAUCGAAUAAGUUUUGCUAUUCCCUUAAAAAAAAUAUAUAUAUAUAAAUAUAUUAUACAUAUAAAUAAUUAUAUUAUGCUAGGUUUUUAAAAAGGAAAAAUUGUGUAAAUUAUGAAGAGAGAAAGAGAGAGAGAGAGAAAAAAGGGGAAGCUGUGUGACACUUGCAAUAUUGUUUUUGUGUUAUCCAUUUCGGGAAAUGGAAUUCUUCUAAUUUUAACAAGCGAACUGAUUUUCACCUCCUUAUAUUUGCUCUAUCAAUGAUAAUCGAUCUCGAUAGAUGCUUAAAUAUCUAAUUCUAUUUUCUUAUAGGCUUAUAUAUAUAUACGUGUAGGAAUAACUUUAAAUGAAAGAAAAAGGUACACACAGUGUUCAAUAAUUUUCUUUUUUUUUUAUCUCUGCGUAAAAUCGCGUUGAAUUAUUAAAUAAUUAUUCAUUCUUUAAUUUUUUUUUUUUUUUUUUUUUUUUUAAUCGGACAAUGAAUUUCAACUAUAUUUAUACAGUUUAAAAGGCCUUAAACGAACAAGAAAAAAAACAAAGGUUCGUAAAAACCAAAAAAGAAAAUUUUAAUUAAAAAAAAAAAAAACCGAGAUUAAUUUAAUUUGAAAAAAUUAAGUAGCGUAAAAACGCGUAGUUUCAAGACAUCGAGAUUCGUGGCUUGAAUUUCUAGAAUUACGUUUACGCACGUCGGGUGAUUUUAAACGGCUUCGCUGCGACAUUCACAAUAUUUUUGCGCGUAACGGAAAUCUACAGUAAUUAAUCGUAAAAAAAAAAAUAAAUAAAUAAACAAUGAAAGACUGACUAUUUCACGCGUUUCGAUAGUUGAAAAAAAGAAGAAGAGAAAAAAAAGAGAAGGGAAUAGAGAAUGAAUCGAGCGAGACAUGGAAAAAAAGUACCUAAGUCUAAGAAAAAAAAAAAAAAAAAAAAAAAAUAGGAACUUUUUUUGUCAACGCUCCGCGUGCGCGUGAAAGAAGCAAUUGGAAGACUGCCGAAGGGAAAAAGAACUUGUCAAAAGUAAGAGAAAAAAAAAAAAAAAAAAAAUUAACGAGUGGUAUCGAGUAAUGCAAGUACUUGUAAUUUUUUAGAAUACCCGACGAUAAUAGCACUAUAUAUAUAAAAAUAUAUAUAUUAUCUAGAUUAUAAUCAAUUAUGUAAGGUUACAUGGUGAUUGCCGAACCCAAGUAUCCCAGGGGCUGCUGAUAUUAUGAGCUUGCUCGCACCGAGUUAUGCUAAUCGCCAAUAUUAUCAUUAUAAAAAAUAAAAAAAAAAAAAAACAGCAAUUGAAUAAAAAAAAACACGAUCUGAAUUAGAUCGAAAAUAAUAAUUUUUUUUUUUGAAUUUUAAAAUGUCGCGAAACCCAAGACAGAUUAUUAUCGAAAGCUAGUCAAAUGAUACAGUUUUAAUGUCUAUCUGCUAAUAUAACUAAAUAGUCUAAUCGUACUUUACAAAUUUUCUCUCUUUUUUUUUUUCUUUUUUUUUUCAAUUAUAUACUUAAGUGUACGACAUGGGUUCGCGCACAAGAAACGCCAAACAGGAAAUUAAUCCUGGUGCAAGACAAAAAAAAAAAAAAAAAAAAGAAAUGAAAAAAUAAA
Molecule: messenger RNA, 4976 nt
Organism: Leptopilina boulardi
Lineage: Eukaryota; Metazoa; Arthropoda; Insecta; Hymenoptera; Figitidae
Gene: smg
Product: protein Smaug homolog 1
Exons: 9
Coding region: 288-2138 (616 amino acids)
Biological process (GO): regulation of DNA-templated transcription; nuclear-transcribed mRNA poly(A) tail shortening; regulation of mRNA stability
Cellular component (GO): P-body
Molecular function (GO): mRNA binding; protein binding; translation repressor activity
Source: RefSeq, a predicted model, not a curated record